AAACAAAGCUCACACCUUUCUUCUUCAAGAUUAUUUUCAUUUCCCAUUCAUCAAACACUCUUUUUCUCUUUCACCCUUCUCUUAUCUCUUCAUAAAGUUUCAAUCUUUCUUCCAUUUUCUCCAACCCCUCUUUUUCAUUUUUCAUUUUCAUUCACCUUUUCUCAAACUGAUUCUCACUGCAAAUCACUUUUAAAGAAUCUCUACUCAACAAAAACUGGUGGAAAAUUUCAAUGAUGAAGUUUGAAAGUGCUAUUGAGCUACAUGGUCUAAACAUUGGAGCCUAUAUAUCAUGCACAAAAAGCAAAGCUAGUGAGAUAUGAAAGGGUGAGGAGUGAGGUGCAUUUUGAACUUGAAGAGGGGUCUGCUACAAACUACUGUGAUAACAUCUUCUUGCUUUCUGAGCCACUAAAAGGGUAUCUGAUUCUUCACUGAUUUAUUUGAUACUACUUUAAGAAUGUACUUGUAGUGUAGAAAUAGAAUCACUCUUAAAUAUUGGUGAUAAGAUAAUAAAGAAGAAAGAAAGAAGAUUCUGUGAACGUUAGAGAAGUUUUUGAAUUUGAGAGUUUGUGAUAUAAAGGUUUGAAUUUGAGAGUUUGUGAUAUAAAGGUUUGAAUUGGGAGCAAAUAUCUAUCUUACAUGAUUUUUGAGACUUGAAUUGAGAGUUAAAACUUUUCAGCAAGGUAGUUUUUUGUGGCGUUGUGAUACGUGGCGAUGAGUCGAGAGCAGGCGAAGAGGGGGAAGCAAGAGAAAAGCUGUGAUGGUGCUGAGAAGGUUAUUGUUGCUGUUAAGGCGUCGAAGGAAAUUCCAAAGACUGCUCUUGUUUGGUCAUUGACUCAUGUUGUUCAACCUGGUGAUUGCAUUACGCUGCUUGUUGUUGUUCCUUCCCAAAGUUCAGGUAGAAGAUGGGGUUUUCCUAGAUUUGCUGGUGACUGUGCCAGUGGAAUGAAGAAGUAUCCUCCAGGAACAGUUUUAGAGCAGAAGAGUGAUAUCACUGAUUCCUGCUCUCAGAUGAUCCUUCAGCUCCAUGAUGUCUAUGAUCCGAAUAAGAUAAAUGUCAGGAUUAAAAUUAUUUCUGGAUCGCCUUGUGGAUCAGUGGCCGCAGAAGCCAAGAAAGGACAAGCUAGUUGGGUUGUUUUAGACAAACAUCUCAAGCAUGAGGAAAAGAGAUGCAUGGAAGAGUUGCAGUGUAACAUUGUUGUUAUGAAGCGUACUCAACCGAAAGUGCUUCGUUUGAACUUGAUUGGAGCACAAAAGAAGGAAGUUGAAGAAGCUGGUACAUCACCUUCUGAGCAAGGUGAUAUACCUGAAAAGCAAUCCGAAAACAAAUUGGAUUCUUUAGUAGAUUCUAUCAAAGGACCAAAUGUUACUCCAACUAGCAGCCCUGAGCUAGGGACGCCAUUCACCACUACUACUGAAGCCGGUACUUCAUCAGCUUCAAGCUCUGAUCCCGGAACAUCACCGUUCUGUAUCCCAGAGAUGAAUGGUGAGAAAAAGAAAGAAGAAACCAUUAAGGAAAGUCAUGAACUUUGUGAUACAUCAGACACAGAAAGUGAAAGUUUGUCGACAUCUUCAGCUAGCUUUAGAUACCAACCGUGGAUCACAGAAUUGCUUUUACAUCAACAAUCAUCUCAACGCAACGGAGAAAGAUCAGAUGCGUAUCAUGGUAUGCCUCAAGCAACUACAACCAAAGCUUUGUUAGAAAAGUAUUCUAGGCUUGAUAGAGGAGCUGGAAUGGAAAUGUCGGCAGCAUAUAGAAAUGACUCGGAUUUUAGUGGUAAUUUAAGAGAAGCAAUAGCAUUACCAGGAAAUGCUCCACUUGGUCCACCUCCGUUGUGUUCAAUAUGUCAACACAAGGCACCUGUUUUUGGAAAACCUCCAAGGUGGUUCAGCUAUGCUGAGUUGGAACUCGCUACCGGUGGAUUUUCACAAGCCAACUUCUUGGCAGAAGGAGGCUAUGGAUCGGUUCAUCGAGGGGUUCUACCAGAAGGGCAGGUCAUUGCUGUCAAGCAACAUAAAUUGGCUAGUUCUCAAGGUGAUGUCGAAUUUUGCUCUGAGGUAGAAGUUCUAAGCUGUGCUCAACACCGAAAUGUUGUUAUGCUGAUUGGAUUCUGUAUAGAGGAUAAGAGAAGGCUUCUUGUUUACGAGUACAUAUGCAAUGGAUCAUUGGAUUCACAUUUAUAUGGGCGACAAAGAGAUCCAUUAGAAUGGUCCGCGCGGCAGAAAAUUGCUGUUGGGGCUGCUCGCGGGUUAAGGUAUCUUCACGAAGAGUGCAGAGUUGGUUGUAUCAUCCACCGCGACAUGAGGCCAAAUAACAUUCUCAUAACUCAUGAUUUUGAACCUCUGGUUGGUGAUUUUGGAUUGGCAAGGUGGCAACCUGAUGGAGACAUGGGUGUGGAUACUAGAGUAAUUGGAACAUUUGGGUAUUUGGCUCCUGAAUAUGCUCAAAGCGGUCAAAUCACCGAAAAAGCCGAUGUUUAUUCCUUUGGGGUUGUAUUGGUGGAGCUCGUUACCGGUAGAAAAGCUGUCGAUCUCACUCGGCCAAAGGGACAACAGUGCCUUACUGAGUGGGCGCGGCCACUUCUAGAAGAAUAUGCCAUUGACGAACUGAUUGACCCGAGGCUUGGACGUCUCUAUUUAGAGCAUGAGGUCUAUUGCAUGUUGCAUGCUGCUUCAUUGUGCAUAAGGAGAGAUCCUCAUUCUAGACCCCGCAUGUCACAGGUUCUCCGAAUUCUAGAGGGAGACAUGGUGAUGGACACAAAUUACAUUUCAACUCCAGGCUAUGAUGUUGGAAACAGGAGCGGUCGCAUUUGGUCAGAGCCACUGCAGAGACAGCAUCAUUACAGUGGUCCCCUAGUAGAAGAUUCAUUGGAGUCAUCAUUCAGUGGAAAGCUAUCUAUUGACAAGUACAAACCCUCCUAUUGGGAUAGGAGUAGUAGGGACAAGCCUAUAAGGGCCUCAUCAGAAGAUGAUAUUUGAAGCAAAGUGGUCGACCAUGAAAAUUGAAUUAUAUUUAUGCUAAAUAUGUUUAUCGUUAGUUAUUACCCUCCUAUUUUUGUUCUGUUUUUUUUGCAUUAGGAAGUGUCGGUACUACAUAGAUAUCUGUGUAUAGCAGAGUGAGAGUGAAAGUGAAAGUUGUAUAAGUAUAGAAGCUUUUGAAUUUGUUUAGCGAAAUUAUGUAAAACUAGUGCUUCAAUGAACUUCAUUGAUUACACACAUUUGAGAUAUUUGUAUGGUCUCUACAAAUGGAUGAAAUUGAAAUAGCUUUUUCUGUAAGGUGGUCCAAAUCUCUCUCUCUCUAGAAUUGCUAUUAUGUGCAUGGACUUGCAUGUGAUGAGAAACAAAUUUGUGAUGAUGAUUGUCUUCUGAAGUAGCAAUCAAUGACAAUGAUAACACAUAACCACAGUUACCUUUAAACAUUA
Vicia villosa (hairy vetch) is the source of this 3419-nucleotide messenger RNA. RefSeq names its product inactive protein kinase SELMODRAFT_444075-like. The transcript has 12 exons. Gene Ontology annotation, biological process: protein phosphorylation. The coding region runs from base 712 to 2976 and encodes 754 amino acids. Gene Ontology annotation, molecular function: protein kinase activity; ATP binding. NCBI's taxonomy places the organism in Eukaryota, Viridiplantae, Streptophyta, Magnoliopsida, Fabales, Fabaceae. The record is from RefSeq and is a predicted model, not a curated record.